Phragmites australis (common reed) is the source of this 1216-nucleotide messenger RNA. RefSeq names its product transcription factor bHLH168-like. Gene Ontology annotation, molecular function: DNA-binding transcription factor activity, RNA polymerase II-specific; protein dimerization activity; RNA polymerase II transcription regulatory region sequence-specific DNA binding. Gene Ontology annotation, biological process: regulation of transcription by RNA polymerase II. The record is from RefSeq and is a predicted model, not a curated record. NCBI's taxonomy places the organism in Eukaryota, Viridiplantae, Streptophyta, Magnoliopsida, Poales, Poaceae. Gene Ontology annotation, cellular component: RNA polymerase II transcription regulator complex. The coding region runs from base 289 to 954 and encodes 221 amino acids. The transcript has 4 exons.
GGUUACAGUAUACACAUGCGUGCCCUUGUACAUAUAUAGCUCGCUAGCAUCCCGGCUGGCCAUCUAUCUAGUCAUUAUGAGUACGCACCACCAUUAGCUGCACUUGCUAGCUCGGCCACUUGUUCUUCCUCUCCCAUCUGCUUCUUCUGCACUUCUUUCAGCUGCUGUCUACGUCCGUCCGUUCCCAUAUGUACAUACAUAUAUGCAUAUAUAUCUAGAGAGAGAGAGAGAGAGAGAGAGAGAGAGAGAGAGCCAAAGAUUGAGACGGUGGACCGGAGAGGGAGAGAGAUGGAGGUGAAGGCGAAGAAGAGCACAAGUAGCGACACUCAUGCAGCAGCAGGGAGGAGAAGCAGCACGAGCAACAACAGAGGCAGCAGCGGCGCAACGGCGGCAGUGGAGAGGAAGGAGAUCGAGAGGAGGAGGAGGCAGCACAUGAAGAACCUCUGCGUGAAGCUCGCCUCCCUCAUCCCCAAAGAACACUACUCCUCCAAGGAUACGAUGACCCAGCUGGGUAGCCUGGACGAAGCGGCGGCGUACAUCAAGACGCUCAAGGAAAGGGUGGCCGAGCUGCACCAGAAGAGGAUCUCUGCACAGAUCUUGGCUGGCAUGAGAGGAGGAGGAGGUGAAGCCUCGACGUCUGCGGCAACGACGACGAACGGUGGCGCGGGGUCAGAAGAAACCGACGAGGAGGCUGUGACGGCGCCGGUGGUUGAGGUGCGGCACCACCACGACGGGUCGAGCCUGGACGUGGUGCUGAUCAGCAGCGUGGAGCGGCCGUUCAAGCUGCACGAGGUGGUCACCGUGCUGGAGGAAGAAGGCGCUGAGAUCCUCAAUGCCAACGUCUCCGCAGCUGGCCGCAAAAUCUUCUGCACCAUUCACUCCCGGGCCUUUAGCUCAAGAAUCGGCAUAGAGGUCUCGAGAGUUGCUGAAAGAUUAAGAGCAUUAUUGGUAUGAUAGUAUAAGUUGAUAUAUACAGGUAUGUGUACUACAAAAGUUUGUAAACAUAUCAUGUUAUGUAUGUUCUGUUUAGAAAAUAAAACGAGGUCGGAGGGAGACUUUCCCCCAACCUAUUAUAUAUUAAGAAGUUGGGACUUGAACCCAGGAUCUCAACAAUCACGUACUAGCUCUACUGGUUAUUACCUAACAUCUUAACUUCUUCAUUUGCCGACAUGAUGUACGUUGUCCUUAAUUACCUAAUAAACUAUACACUUGGCAA